UUCGUCCCCCACCACCAUCUUGAGAUCAGCGCACCGUUGAACGUUAAUCAGCCUGCCGUUAUUCAACAAUGACUGACCAGCUUUGCAAACUUUUCGUUGGUGGUCUCAACGUGGACACCGACGACGAUGGCCUGCGCAAGCACUUCGAGCAGUACGGUUCCCUGACCGACUGCGUUGUCGUCGUCAACAAGCAGCUACAGCGGUCCCGCUGUUUCGGCUUUGUGACCUACUCUUCACCGGAGGAGGCCGACGCCGCAAUGGCGGCUAGGCCUCACACCGUCGAUGGCAACGCGGUCGAGGUGAAGCGCGCGGUAGCGAGAGAAGACGCCAACAAGCCAGAAGCCCUCGCUAAGGUGAAGAAAAUCUUCGUUGGCGGUUUGAAAGACGACAUCGAGGAGGAACACCUGAGCGACUAUUUCUCCCAGUACGGCGAAAUUGAGAAGGCCGAAGUCAUCUCGGAGAAGGAGACUGGAAAGAAAAGGGGCUUCGGCUUUGUUUAUUUCACCGAUCACGAUGCUGCAGACAAAGCAGUUGUGGUGAAAUUUCAUACCGUCAAUGGACACAAGGUAGAGGUGAAGAAAGCCCUGACCAAGCAGGAGAUGCAGGCGGCCAACAGAACCGGUAUGUCGCCGAGAGGUGGAAGAGGCGGCAGAGGCCAGCGGGGAAAUCAAAAUGGCUACGGCAGCAGGGACUACGGAAACUACAACUACGGAAAUGGCGGAGGCUACAACUGUGGUGGUGGUGGUGGCGGCGGAGGAUAUGGAGGGGGAUACGGUGGAGGACCAUAUGGGGGUGGUUACGGAGACCAGGUUAGCAGCUAUGGCGGUGGAAACGGCUACAACGAGUUUGGAAGCGGCUAUGGCCAGCAUUCAUCUGGUUACGGCCCAAUGAAAGGGCCACCCUUCGGCGGCCAGAGGAACCCUACUCCCUACGCCAGAGGAGGAGGAGGAGGAGGGGGCGGCGGCGGUGGAGGCGGCGGCGGCUACCCAAGGGGGGGCUACGGCGGCGGCGGCGGCUACUAAGUUAACCAUCCCCACCCACUGCCAUAAAUUACCUCCAUGCCAGGAUUUGGACACCAAAAUCAAAUUCGUGAAAUGCCGUGAAAUCCAACAAUGGCAGAGAUACGGACACAGAAUCACCAGACCUCAAAAACCCAAACAGGUGUUCUUACCAGUAUGCUAUCCCAGCAAUAAUAGCCGUAGCAGUUUGUUUGUAGGCUACAUCAGGACCCUGUUGAUUACCUGGGGUCGAUUGUGAUAGGAGUCUGAAAUAUCUCUUUAGGAUAUCCACAUCCAGCAAACUAGGUAUGUAAAUCAACCUGUCUUCACUCUGUGUUGGUCAACCAUGUAUGGAAUAUCUACAAGAUGGUGCCCAAGUGUGCCAUUAUUUAAUCUUAUUAAACAACGUAAGUAACACUUAAAAUCAUAGCUCAAUGCGUCUUUAUAUAGCUAAUCUUAAUUAAUACCAAAAGGGGGGGCAGGGUUAUCUAAUUUGGUCUUUAAUGCACUAAGUGGGUGGAAGGGGACCCAAAUGUUGUUCCUCCAUAAUGUGAAAUAAUGGAACGAGUAAAUUGGUGUCUCUUCCAGAAAACUUUGCUACGCCCAGUAUCUCACUCUGUUUCUCUCCCAUCUCCUCCAGGUUGCUACGGUAACCUGGGCACGAGGACAUCACCCCGAAAACGAUUGGGGUGUGUGUCUCCACGCCGACGGGGGGACUGGAGAGUGGUUGUGCCCCCUCAGGUGAAGUCAGUUUUCACAAAGGAUUCCCCAGUGUAAUUGUGAUUCAUUUGGAAGGGUCUAAUAUGGGUUUUUAUUCUGAACGGUUUUAUGGGAAACAUUGGUGAGUUAUAAAUAUGAAGUUUGGGAGAAAUUUGAAAACGCAGUCCCCCAGUGCAAUGUAAAUGUUAUUUUCCCAUUGACUGACACUGACACUAGUUCUGAGUGAGUUUUAUUCAUGAUUUUUGUUUCUUUUGAAGGACUUUUACAGGUCUGAAGAAGUUAGUGUUUCAUAUUAAACAAUAAUUUAACAAAACUUUUGUGUUCUAUUUUAUUGCUCUAAUCCUAAUUUGACCUCUCAGAUUUAUUUUAGGGACACUUACUCAAAAGCUGCUGAUGACCUGGGAGAAAGAAUUUGCACUUGGGCACUGUGGAUUUAAAAAAUGUUUGUCUUUUUAAUAAGUCUACAGGUUUAUAAACUCCAUAACCGGUUGCGCUUGGCCACCAUAUGGUUGUAUUGUUCCAAAUGAGGAAUGCCUGAAAUAAAUAGAUGGAAGUAAAUAUACUUGGGUGUAGACUUUGCGUUUUAUGAUAUUUACUGGUAUUUUCUUUCCUCCUGUGGUAUGUGUUAAUACAAUGUGACUGGCUUCAACUAUGAUUCUGUACAUUUAACAGCUAGGAGGCUUAACAUCUGCUUGAGUUGACGAACAGACUUGUUUCAAGACGAGGAACCGUGACGGAAAGCCACGUGUUUACAGCCCCACGUGUCUCACAGUAACUUAAUCCGGAAGUAGAGGCCUUGUUACGCAAGGUACUGAACAUAAACCCUACAAGACCUUCAGGUUGCGAUGUUGUUGCACAACAUUGCUUGACUGCUUAUGUACUGCUCAUUACUCUACAAUUAAACAGGAUGAAACUAAAGUUGUCAAACUAUUGUAUUAAACAUACCAAUAUCUGAAGGUCUUUUGGCUGACCGUUUCUAUGCCGCAAAGAACCAACAAGCUAUUUAAAUGUACCGCUGCAGCCUAAUGCAGUGCCUGGGAACUGGGUAAUGGCUGCAAAGUGAGCGUUGACUGGUCCAUUACAUUACUAUUAGGAUCUGUUUUUAGGAGUAUGAUGCAUUUUCCAUAAUUACAUGCACUUCAGCAUUUGAAGACAACUGGAAGAGAUCUGUACAGGACCCUUAAUGUACUUAUAAAGAACAUGGCCCAAGAAUUAUUGUGAUUCGCCACCCCAAGAAACAUUUUAAUGAAGUUUCCAUUUCAAAAUUCAGAAUGCAAUGGCAGCUGAAUAAGCGGGAUGCUUGAAAUGUCUGUGAGACUUUUUAUUUUUUUGUCUUGGCCAAAAUGUUGAAUAUCUUUAAAUAUAUAUGUAUUAUGGUUGGUACGGUUUGUGUGGGUUUUUAUUUAUUUUGUUAAGUUUAAAUGGUGCCUUUAUUGAGCAGCAAAAAUCAGUAUUUGAAGACUGAAAAGGUCAGUUUGAAAAAGGAGCUGAAGUAACCAUAAGAGCUCAACAAACUCUUGAUGAACAAACAAUACAUCCGACAGCAUAACCUCGACUUGCUUCCCUCAUUUAGUAUGUUGUCAGAAAAUUAAACUGGCAUUUUGAUACGCUCGAACAAGCCCAAUCUCAACAGGUAAAUUAUAAAUUGGAGUAAAGUGCAAUCCUAUAGCAAAGUCCUGUCUGAUGUACUGUGGCGAUUCAGGAGACUUGGCCAAACUUAAGCCAUGCGUGACAAAUCCUGUGUUAGUGAUGCUUGACAUGGCGAUGGAGUGUAAAUUUGACUUUUCUUACCUUUUUAUAGGACAAUGGUGCGUGACGAUUUCUGAUCAUCCCAUAGGAAAAGGAAACAUCUGUUUUGUUAGCCGUGCUUUUUAUGAAUCUACAAUAAAUUAUAUAUUUUUAUACACCAAGA
Cottoperca gobio is the source of this 3630-nucleotide messenger RNA. Its product is annotated as heterogeneous nuclear ribonucleoprotein A0-like. Gene Ontology annotation, molecular function: mRNA 3'-UTR binding. Gene Ontology annotation, biological process: mRNA splicing, via spliceosome. The transcript is spliced from 2 exons. The coding region runs from base 69 to 1022 and encodes 317 amino acids. Lineage: Eukaryota; Metazoa; Chordata; Actinopteri; Perciformes; Bovichtidae. Gene Ontology annotation, cellular component: catalytic step 2 spliceosome. The record is from RefSeq and is a predicted model, not a curated record.